Molecule: messenger RNA, 1618 nt
Organism: Syngnathus acus (greater pipefish)
Lineage: Eukaryota; Metazoa; Chordata; Actinopteri; Syngnathiformes; Syngnathidae
Gene: mlycd
Product: malonyl-CoA decarboxylase
Exons: 5
Coding region: 59-1573 (504 amino acids)
Biological process (GO): positive regulation of fatty acid oxidation; acetyl-CoA biosynthetic process; malonyl-CoA catabolic process
Cellular component (GO): mitochondrial matrix; peroxisomal matrix
Molecular function (GO): malonyl-CoA decarboxylase activity
Source: RefSeq, a predicted model, not a curated record
GUUACUGUCUACGUUAUCAAGGCUUGGGUCCAUAAACAACCCGUGAUCCCUCCCAGCAAUGCUAUCCCAACCCGCAAUGUGUGCUUUUCGUGCCAGUCUGAAGUGUUGGCGACAUUGGGCUGUCCGAAAAGCUACUCUGGGGUUGUUGGACUUCGGCAAGUGCCGUUGGUUGUCUUCACCAUCAAGUAGAGCCGUUACUGGUAUGGAGGAAAUAUUGGCAAGAGUCGUAUCACCUUUACCGACAUACGAAACAAGAGAGAAAUCUCCGCCUCCUCCAGAAGCCAACAGCUUGGAGUUCAUGCAUUUCUACACAAGUCUUGACAAGGAAGAAAAACUAAAUUUUCUGGCAAAGCUCUCACAUGAAUUUGGAGUGGAUCAUAAAAGCGUUUCGGAGUUCGCUGGGAAGCUUCUACACACCCAACUCAGGGACUUGGCGACCAUUUUGCAGGUGGAGGACAGACUUCGAUAUAGCUUGACACCCCGAUAUAAGCAGCUUCUGAACCACAUAAGCAGGGUGGAAGGGGGAGUGAAGUUUCUGGUUGACCUUAGAGCCGACGUGCUUGAAAUUAUCUCAUCAAAAAGUAGCGAGAGCCCGCACUUAAGGGACCUGAAUGGAACCCUGAAGAGCUUGCUGUCUGAGUGGUUCUCUGUCGGUCUACUCCGACUAGAGCGGAUCACUUGGCAGUCACCCUGUGAGAUCCUACAAAAGAUCAGCCAGUAUGAGGCGGUGCACCCUGUUAGGAACUGGGCUGAUCUGAAACGCAGAGUGGGGCCAUACCGUCGUUGCUACGCCUUCACCCAUGCCGCAAUGCCCGGGGAGCCUCUGGUCGUGCUGCAUGUAGCCCUCACCGAUGAAAUCUCAGAUAACAUACAGAGUAUUGUUCGGGAAUUUUCAGCCCUGGACCUGGAAGAAGAUGUAAACAAGGUAAAUGCAGCAAUUUUCUACUCCAUCUCCUCCACCCAAGCUGGUCUACAAGGUGUUGAGCUGGGAAACUAUCUCAUCAAGCGGGUGGUGCGGGAACUGCAGAGUGAGUUUCCCCACAUGGCCCAGUUUUCCAGCCUAUCCCCCAUUCCAGGCUUUUCCUUGUGGCUUCAAGGCCUCCUGAGCCAGUACCGGAAAGAAGGACGUGCCUCGGACCUCCUCUCUGAGCAGGAGUGGGAGGAAAUGAGGCAAUUCACUGACCUAUCCUCAGACGCCAGUGCCAUAGAUGCCCUUCGCAUGUUAAUAGCCACCGGUGAAUGGAUGCGCUCCGAACGUCUCUCGCGUUCAUUGGAGCCUGUCCUGAUGCGACUUUGUGCCUGGUAUCUUUACGGGGAGAAGAGGCGAGGUUAUGCACUUAACCCAGUGGCCAACUUCCACCUUCAAAAUGGCGCUACCAUGUGGCGGCUCAACUGGCACGCAGACACGAGCCCAAAGGGCGUGUCCAACUCCUGCGGCAUUAUGGUGAACUAUCGUUACUUCUUGAAUGAGACGUCAAAAAACAGCGCUCUUUACUUGCAGAAUAAAGUCAUCUUGGCAUCAGAUCAAAUUCUCGGAUUGGUGUCGCAAUUUCAGAAAAACAGUAAACUCUGAAAAAAGACACCGUGUGCAUUUAUGAUUCCAGAGUAACACCUGCAC